This is a messenger RNA of Ixodes scapularis (black-legged tick), 2442 nucleotides long. RefSeq names its product solute carrier organic anion transporter family member 74D. Gene Ontology annotation, biological process: sodium-independent organic anion transport; transmembrane transport. Gene Ontology annotation, cellular component: membrane. Gene Ontology annotation, molecular function: protein binding. The record is from RefSeq and is a predicted model, not a curated record. The coding region runs from base 236 to 2224 and encodes 662 amino acids. NCBI's taxonomy places the organism in Eukaryota, Metazoa, Arthropoda, Arachnida, Ixodida, Ixodidae. The transcript has 10 exons.
GUAUGGGAGGCUGCUAAGAGCGUCAGAUUGGCUUAUCUUACCGAGCGGACCUGGCUCUGACUCCCUCGUCGAGGUUCGCGCGUCGAUAUUGGACCUACGUACACUGUCGGGCCGUGCGCUCGCUGGACGCCCGCGAUGUUGCCGUCACAAAGUUUGUGACUCCUUCGCUCGAGCAGCCGUCUUGGUGCGACUACAAACCGAGAGUGAGCAGCCGACUCGUGUUGCUGGCUGCAGCAUGUCCAACUCAGAGGACUCCGAGAGGAAGCCCAUCCGCACACACGUCCAAGACUUCCUCUGCGGCGUCGGUUCGUGGCGACCGAGAUGGCUGCAGACCUUCGCCUCGCCGCACUCCCUGUUCGUCUUCUUCAACUUUCUGGGCAUCAGCCAGGGCGCCUACAAGUCGUACACCGUGGGCACGCUGUCGACCCUGGAGCGGCGCUUCGGCCUCUCGACGGGCUCCAUUGCCGUUAUCCUGGUGGCGGAAAGCAUCAGCCCGGUCUUUUUAGACGUCUUCACGGGCUACGUCGCCGGCUGGAUGAGCCGACCCAAGAUGCUGUCCCUCGGCAUGAUGGUCGUGUCCGCCAGCUCCAUCCUGGUGACGCUGCCCUACGCAAUGUACGGCCCCGCGACGACACUUCUCGCCAAGGGUGUCGACGGCUUCGAGGACGCCGGAAAGAUGGAGUUCUGUGGAAGUCGGCCGCCGGACCUGCCCUGCUCCGCGAGUGAUCCCACGGGUGUGACCACAUCUCUGCCGUUCGCCAUCUUGUUCGUCGCGUCGUUCAUGAACGGCAUCGGGCAGAGUGUCCUGCACGUGGCCGGAAGUUCCUACAUGGAUGACAGCAUUAAGAAGAAGAACUCGCCGAUGUACUUUGGAGCCAGCUAUUCUGUACGUGCCAUCGGACCGGCACUCGGGUUCUUGGGAGCCGGACUGUGCCUGUCCCUCUACGAAGAUCCUUUCUACGAACCGGACAUAGACCCGGCGGAUCCCCGAUGGAUUGGCUGCUGGUGGCUGGGCUACCUGGUCUGUGGCUGUGUGAUGGCUCUGGCUAGCCUGCCCGUGCUCCUCUUCCCCAAGGUGAUGCCCUCCAGACUGGCCGACCCGCCGCAGGCCAACAAGAAGGGAGUAAAGUCCACUCAUCUGAAAGAGAUCGCGAAGUCCGUGCGUCGCCUGCUCGGUCGGCGUGUGUACGUGCUCCAAGUGCUGGCCUCCAUCUUCAUGGUCAGCGGCUUUAAUGGCUUCUCCACCUUCUCUGCCAAGUACAUGGAAACACAGUUCCGUACAUCAGCCUCCAAGGCAAGCACUUUCGCAGGUCUCGUGUCGACGUCGUUCUUCAUCGUGAGCUUCUUCGUGUCGGGGUGGGUCAUCCAUCGAACCAGGCCCACGCCUCGGGUCAUCGGGUCCUACAACGUCACCGUCAAGGUUCUGCUCAUCGCCGGCUUCCUCGUGGCCAUGUUCAUCAAAUGCGACUUCGGUCUCAUGCCGGGUGUCACGGUCUCUAAGGACGGGCUGGACCUAGUGAACUCUUGCAACCGCGGCUGCGACUGCACGUCCAGGGCGUACCAACCCGUCUGCGAGCAGAUCGGAGGGACGCUCUACUUUUCGCCGUGCUUCGCCGGCUGCCCCAGGCCGACUCAAGAAGACACGUCGAAUCUGACCAAGCUCGAAAACUGCCGGUGUCUGAAGCUCGUCGAAGAUGGCGAGUUUUUCUCCGGGUCGGUGUUCAGCGGUUUUUGCAAGAGCACCUGCGUCAUGUUUGUGCAAUACGUCAUCAUCGUCUCCUUGGCGCAGUUCGUUGGAGCGUCGGCAUCCGUCGGUAACACACUCAUCAUGCUCAGGAGUGUCAGUCCUUCUGAUAAAAGCAUGGCGCUUGGAUUUGCCAAUGCCAUGGCAAAUUUACUGGCAUACAUCCCGUUCCCGCUGCUCUACGGGGCCGCCAUGGACGGGUCAUGUCUAGUCUGGGAGAGCAAGUGCGAAACGCGUGGCAACUGCUGGCUGUACGACUUGGACAAGCUGCGCUACUCCUACUUCGGAACUUCCAUCACGUUCCUAUCUCUGGCCGUUGUGUUCGCCACGGGCGUUGCCUGCGUGGCAUCGGACAUUAGGGACUUUUACGACGACGGUUACCAGGAGGUUUAUUCGUCCGAAGACCCAAAGAUCCGUUACAAGAAGCGCGACCCCGUUAGGAUCUUCGAGGAGCACGACCAAGGGCGGUUUAAGGUGUGACUACGUCGGCCUUUUUAGCGUUAAACAGAGUUUCGUGUUUUCUGUAAAUACCGCAAAACCGCGGAAACCCCCGAGCCGGUUCUGUGAAAAUCGUAGAAAACUGAACGAUCCCCGAAUCAGAGCUGCCCUCGAAUAAAAAGAGCCCAAGCUUCGCGGGAAAACGUAUUUUACAUCUCUAUCUUGCGUUGACCUGGAACAAUAAACUGUCAUGAACUGUC